Messenger RNA from Dermacentor albipictus, 7758 nucleotides. RefSeq names its product major facilitator superfamily domain-containing protein 3-like. Gene Ontology annotation, cellular component: membrane. Gene Ontology annotation, biological process: transmembrane transport. The record is from RefSeq and is a predicted model, not a curated record. Lineage: Eukaryota; Metazoa; Arthropoda; Arachnida; Ixodida; Ixodidae. Gene Ontology annotation, molecular function: transmembrane transporter activity.
UCGCGUUGUUUUCGUUUCAAAAGGAGGCGUGCCGCGCGGAAGCAAGCACGUACACGUUGCUAAGAGGAAGAUCCGCAUUGUUUUAAAACAGCCCGGACGUGUACUUUUCAGUCCUACAAACUAGGCUACAGCUAUGCGCGUCAAAGCCACGACAGCUUCCUCGACGCACGAGCCCCUGCGCUGCCAGACAUUGCGCGACCUGCUCUAAACGGGGAUCGCAGGUGUUCGCGCGCUAUGUUUAUGUCGUCCGUGCCUCGUGCCGCGUUAGAAGUUUCAAACAGCUGCUUUUUAAAUCGCGGUCAGGAGCGGGAGUGCCGCAGUACCUGAGUGCUGUGUGCAAGCGACACAUCAUCGCAAACCAGCGGCGUGGAAAGAAAACAUGGGUACCGUGCUGGACUCCAUCCUCACGUACGCUUACCUCACAGUCCUGUACUUCGUGCAGGGCAUCCCAUACGGCGUCCAGGACAAGCUAUUACCCCAGUACCUCAGGUCGAAGAGGUUUUCUUACAGCAAGGUGACACUCGCCCGAGUCUUGCUUGUCCCGUGGCUCUGUAAGCCCCUGUUCGCGUCGUACAUCGAGAAACGAUGGACCCAAAAGUGCUGGCUCCAGGUCUUUCUCGCCACCAUGGCAGCCAUUACGUGGCUGUCGUCCUACUUCGGCGACAACGCUUGGUCAUUCGUCUCGACGCUAUUCUUCCUGAACGUGGUCUCGGCGUCGUUCGACAUCUCCGUCGACAUUGUCGCGAUGGACGUGCUUCAAGCAUCCCAGCUGUCCUUCGGAAGCGCCGUUCAGGUGGGGUCCUACAAAGUAGGUGCCAUAUUCGGCGGCGGCGUCCUCUUCUUGCUGCAACUUCUCGCCGGAGUGAAAGGCAUUCUUCGGGGCAUGUCGGUCGCGUACGCUCUCGCACUUUGCCUCGUUACUCUGCGAAAUGACUCUGAAAAGGCCGGCAUGAGAUCCGAGGAAGAACCUAUGGAGGAAAAUGUGGAAGAAGAGAAGUUUAAGCCAGGUGAUGCCGAUGCCAAGUCGCCUGAAGGUUUGCGCCGCCGAAAGGGAUAUUCGGAAAAAAUGCUCAGUGGAAGCGAAUCGACGUCACGUGACACCUCUACUGAUGAGACGAUACCUGGCUCCCUGCUGGAGAGAUUGAAAUGCGCAAUUUCCGUUGAAGGCACUCUGGGCCUUGCUGUGUUCUUAAUCUUCUACAAGGCUGGUGAAUAUGGCAUUCUGACAACGUACCCUUCAUUCCUGUUGGAUCGCGGUUAUUCCUACUUUGUGGUUGGCUUCCUUAAUGGUGGGCUGGGACAAGUUAUAUCCAUCCUGGGAACCAUCAUUGGUGGAUACAUGGCACGAUCAAGCAGGAGCCACAAAAGCUUUCUUCUGAAGCUCUGCAUUGCUCGCAUUUUCCCUGCAGCCCUCAUAUGCAUCACUAACACACGGCUUUUUGGUCGUCCAAAGAAUGUUUAUUUCGGAGUCACAGCCAUGCUGGGGCUGAACCUGAUUAGUGGUAUGAUAACCACCGUGGUCUUCACCAUUAUGAUGAGCAUGUCACAGACUCUACAGAGGGGCCUCCGCUCCACGCACUUCUCUUUCCUGUGCACUGUCGAAGUAGUUGGCAAACUGGCCGCUUCCGUUCUGGUUGGCCCGUGCAUCGACUUGGUGGGCAAGACGCCCACAUACUUUGUCAUGACAGCACUUAUUAUAGCCAGUAUUUAUACCAUCAGGCUUCUCAAGUGACAUGGGCUCGUAGAAAGAGCUGGGCGAUUGUUGCAGCCACUGAAAGCGAGGGGCCCCUGUGUGUAUAUUAGAUUGUACUUGUUACACUAGUUGCAAGAUUUAGGGUGAUGCAAACAUAACAGAAAAAGUAACAAUUUUAUUAUCUUGAAUUUAGAACAGUGCAACAAGACAGAGGGACAAAAGAGGACAUAAACAGCACUAUCCUGUCCAUUGGUGCACUGUUCUGAAUUCAGCAUGUUCAACGAACAAGGCCCAAUUCUGAUGUUAUGAAAAUCUAAUAAGAAUAGUAGCAAACUGUGGUUUCUGCAGAAAUGCACAUGAACAAAUGGAAUAGCACCUUUUAAUAACAAAAAUUUUGUAGCCAAAGUAGUAAUAUCUGUCACUGAAAGGCAGCACUGUUGCAGCACAGCUGAAUUGCCACCUGUCGAUGACAAAUGUAACUAAGCUACGAGAUUUUUCCUCAUUAAAAAUUUUGUUUUUUGUGGAAACUACACCUUGCUACGGUAUAUACUUCUUGAAUGUAUAACUCUUGCUUUUUUUCGUUACUUGUCACUUAUCCUGCUCAUCCAAUUUCCUAUACUUAAAGGGACUGAUUACCAGUUUUCUGGUACCUAUUUCUUUCAGUGCAGUAAAAAGCUUUUAUGUUAGUGUCUAAUCAUGAAGUGGUAACCCGGAUAACACCCUGAAAUAUAUUUUAUCAGAAUUUUUCGAACUGCAUUUAGGAUGUAGUCUUUCGCUAGAAGCAUGCUGAAAACAGUGACAUGUAAGCGCAAUAGUGAUUAUAUGCUGGCAAAGGUGGGAGGCAGACUACAAGUGUGACCGUAGCUGUGAGAAAGUAUUAUUUUAUUUAUCAAGCCGAUGUUCCUGCAGUUCAUCUUUUCUGACGUGUUAAAUUAUUUCUUCAAUAAUAGCAACGUGUUUUUGUGGUUUCCUGUCCAACUGCUUUGGAUACUGACCAGUCAAGAACAUUUUCUUAGCCAAGCCAAGUUCGCAAAUGCGAAACAAUGCUUUGAUACGCAGUUCAGCGUCUUGCCGUAGCCUGACAUGUGCUAACAUUGUGUUGCUGGCACCCAUUUACAACACAAUUAGUCAAUGGCAUUUUGUAUCUCACAGGGAUACCGCACAACUCUGGGUACUUGCAAACUUGCAUGAGUACGACAUGCAUGUUGUCAAGUGUAGUCUGCAAACACUUCUUGAUGGCCUGCUUACACCAAUGUUUCCUAUUGCUGUUGCUUCUUGCCGACUGUGUUUAUGGCACACCUUGCUGAAAAAUACUAACAUAAUCAAGGUGCUGUUGUCAUGAGGCAAGUUUUUGUGGAGUAAUGAAAAUACUGUGCUGUCUGUCUGGAUGUUACAUUUUGUUUAUGUGAGAACCCUAGACAAAUAAUUUAAAAAGAAAAAUGACUUAUGCCACCCAAGCACCAUAGUACCUUCGCAUGGGGACAUAUUCUGCAACAAUUGCUUUUGGUAGUAGUAUCACCGUCAGGCAUGCACUGGUUGGCUGGUUGAGCAAAAUCAGAUUAGCUGAAGGCAAUAGAUAGUACUGCCGAAGUGAUAAUCUCAGAAUAUGUCCCGUGGUUAUUAACAAAUGCUUUAACUACUUCAUAUGCCCAAUGUUUUUCAAGACCCAAGAGGAAUGUUAUAAAAUGAACUAUGAAAUAGCAUUGAUUAUGCUAUCCAAGCAUUGUUGCACCUUUGUGUGGUCAUUGACAAGUGGUUCAUUAAUUAUUACUUGCCCAAAUUUUUUUCAGAAGCACCACAAUGUAUAUAUACUCUUGAGGUUCACUAAAUUAGGUGUAAACUUGCAUUGAAAUGUUCAACGGAAAACAUAUGUAAUGGCUGGAUAAGUAAUUUGUUCAUUUACAUGUCAAGUUGUAUAGAUUGAUCGAAGAACAGUAAGACACUGUUCCAAUGAAAUUAUUGCCCUAUGAUGUAUAGUUGGCUCUUCCUGUAGAGACUCCCUGAAACAAAUUUAGCCUUAUUUAAGGAAGUCUUUCAGACACAGCGAGUAUCUCUUAUGGAAUGUUUUUUCACAAAGAGUUUACGACAUCAUGCUAUGUUAAAAUAGCAUAAGAUCACCCUCCUCUCAAGCAACGGCAUCCCUUCUCAACUCAUAUUCUGCACAGCUUUUGCUAUGUUCCAAUUCCUUUUGUAGUGUUGUCCAGCGAUAUGAGCAUUGUCUACUUUUGAUUAUUUGGUCCAAGUAUGUUCCCUUGUCUAUUGGCAACACAUUUUUUUUCUUUUUAGUGUGGUGAUGGUGGCUUGAAGACCAUGGUUAUGUACAGUGCUCAUGUCCACCAUGAAUUUACUACAGUACUUACUCCCUGCAACCAUCUAUAAUGAAAGAAGAUAAGCACUCUCUGCUCUCCUGCAAUGGACACAGGUUCAAAUUUUAUGGGAAACUUAGUCAUUUUAUAAUGGAACUGACAACCAAUGUUUAACGCACUUGCCUUUAUCAGUGCAUUAGCAAAACACUGAAGCUAGACAGUGGUGCUACCCAGUGUACACAGUCUUGCAAAUGCUGACCCAGAGAUUGCUGCGGAAUGUAUCUUAUAAGAAUUUUUCAGUCUGUAAACACAGUCAUGUUUGCGCAGCCCUUUGCUACAAAGAGUGAUAAGUGAACACAGUAGCAAUUGUAUGCUGGCAUAUCAGAGAACCUGAAAACAAGUGUGACUGCAAGUGUAAAAAGUUGAUCUCAUAUUAAUCAAAACUGUCGUCAUGUGGCUCAUGCUUUCAGAAUUAUUUCUGCAAUAAGGUCUUUAUCCGAUUCCUUUUCAAGCUUUGCUUGUUCCUAGUCACCAAGACACGGCGAGGUCUGCUAUUAUUGCUCGUCUGGCAGCGCUGAAACCUCUGCAUAGAGCCUUUACAGCAUGAGUUGAAUACAUGCCUUGUCUUGCAGAGAGAGCAGAGACUACCAUAGAGAGCACUGGGGGCCUUGCAAACUUGCACACAUAUAAAAGCAUGUUAUAAGCACCACCAUGCUAUGAAGAGCACCGCUGGCCACGGAUAUUCCGCUUGCUGCCGCAACAGCAGCACCGCUUGGAGAACUUUUCUUCCAUUGUAACACGUAUUGAGAAAAGUGCAACUGCUUGUAAAAUGUAACGGAUACAUUUCUACAUAAAAAUUGCGGUGCACCCAAGUUACAGGGCUCCAAUGCCAGUAUUAAAUUCUGACAUUGGACUGCUGCAACACGCAGUUUUACAUGCCUUCCUCUAUCAAUUAGGAAUUGUAAUUCCUCUUUCAACCACAAACAUCCUAUUUGGUUCUAUCAAUAGGCAGCACAUACUUUUCGUUGCCUAGAUAUUAUCAUGACGCAUUUUGGUUGGUAGUGACACCCACCAAAAUCCACCGCUAGUGGGUUUGGUUAUGGACAAACAAUGCCAACAUCAAGAUAUACAAGCACCGUAAAGAGCUCAUAACAGAUGGCGCUGUAAAGGAAAAGCCACCUAGGGACUUGUGCAAUAUUAUUGUGCAAUUUUAGUUCAUGCAAAGCUUAUGUAUUCAGGUGGUUCUCACCUGAAACCUGCCAUAUGUAUUGAGGAAGUACAAUAAGGCAUUUUCCAAGUAGCCCUUUCGAUUCUUUUUUUUUUUUUUGCAUGAUGUUUUGCAAGUCGCUCGUGCAGUCCAUUUUUCCAAUGACACUAAUACGUGAAACUUGGUGAAACAAAACUGGGAAUUCUGCACAUUUUACCAGCAAAAGCUACGCUUGGGAUCUCAAAGGUUUCAUUAUUGUUGUGAAAACUGUUUCAGGCUGUGACGACUUACAACUGCCAUUCUUUCCCUUGCUGAUAGUUAGAUUUAGAGGAUUUAUUUACAGGAAAAGCAAAGAAACUGGCCCGAGUUUGUGCACUGUAGCCUUUGGCUUUACCAGGGAAGAGUAUAGGGAAGAGUGAGUGAAGAAUCACGAUGAGAAUAGCGAUGGAUGCAUAUGAACAUUACACAGUGGCUCUACUAGAGCUGCUCCUAGCCCCAUGCCACAUGGGAACUCCAACACUUUUUUUUAGCUGCCUUUACGGUUGUAGUAUCAGGCCAUGGGCCGAGAACAUUGGCCUCCAAAAGUGGUUGCUUGCCAACGUUGGCCAUUCAUAAGCCUUCUGAAUAGUGUGAUAUAUGUCAGAGCUUUUUCUUCUAUUAGUGUUGAACUUGGAACUGAGUGAUUAUUUUUGUAACAAGCAGCACUAUUGUGCAGUAAAUAUGUUGACGGUUGUAAUGGCAAAUGUUUACCAAAGCCUUUUCUUGCUAUACCAAAUGUUAUACGUAUAUAUAUUUCGGAGGAUUGACUGUCUUUAUGACCGCUGUGUCGGAACCCCCGUUGGCAUAUAUACAUGUGUAUUAUGUUGUGCUAAUUGCCACGCCAGAUCAAAAUUCAAGCCACAAAACACGGCCAGGGUACAACCUCUACUUUUUGUUAAUGUGUGUUUUGAUUGUUCUGCCUUGUGAAAUUGUUGGCAGCUGAAUGAGCAGCAUAAGCAUGAGCUUGAAAGACAUUUUACCUCAUGCUCUCUCUACAUUUUGCUGGGCGCAUUUCGUCGCCCGACUUUUUGCCAGUUAGCCAGCACAGACUUGUAGACAAAGACAGCAAGACAGACAGGGGAUGCUAUUUUGCUAGAACAGCACAAAGACUGAACUGGAGAAAAAAAAAAGGAAAUGUAAGCGCUGUCCUGUCAGUAUUUCUGAUGGUCUACCUCGAUGUAUGUCCUUGCGAUGCUCUGCCUACACGUGUCUCUGUCCUCAAGAGUGCAGUGUUGCCUUAUUCGUCUACCUUGCUGUCCUUGUCUGGCCUACGCUGGUUGACUGUUAUUAACAACUUGCUCAAAAGCCAGCAUUCUUUUGAGUCCUUAUCUAGUCAUGUGCUUGUUAUUUAAAAAGCCUAGGAACCUGUGCAUUUGCGACCAUUAGUUCAAAGGGGUGUGUGGUGUACUAAUGUGCAGUCUACAGAUAAGAGCAUAGGAGGUUUAGUACGUAAAAGAUUGUACAGCCUUUAGGGUGCAGUUAUGUCUCAUUUCUUCGGCACCUCGGACAUUGAACGUUCUUAUCAGGAACAGCAUGCCUGGUGUCCCAUAGCAUUCCUGAGAGGAUAGUUGAGGUGCACAGAGUGAGGACACAGAGGGGCACAAAGAAAGAUGCAAGUUUUGUGAUCAUUAUUGCUCAUUGCAAAAAAGGAACCUACAAUUCCUGGGGUACAAUUUUAUUGUUUAAAAUAAUCAAAACUGUGCACCAGCUACUUUACUGUCAGGUAUGCCACGAGAUUCCACAAAACUGACAAUUCUUAGAGCUGUCUAGCUUGUCCGUGUGCAUAUGGCACUUCACAGAACACUGGGUUGUCAGAAACUUGAAAAGCGGUAACAAAGCUGGUAGCCAAGCCCUGCGACUUGCGCAACAACAACACAUUACAAGCGUUUGCGUCGCGCGGUUGUUCCCAUUGGAAGUACAACAAACUGCGUGUUGAAGAUUACAUCACUGCUUUACACCAGCAGUGACGUAGACUACGGUUGGUUAUUGCAGCAACACCUCUGUGUCGGCUCUGGUUAACUCCACACCCCAAACCUGACUGCUCAUGUUUACGUCUCCGGCCUUACAUCAGUGGCACCGUGUAUACGAGCUAAAACUCUAUUGCGACAAAAUUACACCCUAAAAGGUGUACAAUAAGCUCUAAAGGACGAGAAAAUGUACCUGCUAUAUACCACACACCAGCACAUCAUUAUUAGGCGAGAGGGAGAACUCUUGCUCCAACGGUAAAGUAGCUGACCCCGGUGCUUUGCAAGGUUUUUCUUUACAGUAGGAAAGGCAGUAUGGUUCCCGAGCUAUUUGUAAAAGUCACCUUUUCUGCAAGUGCAUUGAAUGCACUGUGCAAACAAAUGUGGGCCAACUGACUUCACUCGUAAAAUACUUAAUCUGGAUGACUACUUCCCAUCUGUCAGUCAUGUUAAUUCUUUUGGUGUGGUGUUAAGAUGUUCAAACAUCAUUUUUAAAGCGUAUAUUAAACUGGAUCUUGUUUCUAGAAAUAAAAGUUUUUCCUCAUGGAA